ACAGGAAGCGUGAAAUCUCGUAUUUGUUUUUUUUUGGUUUUUGCCAACUCUGUGGUGAGCUAAAGACUGGUGUUUCGCUGCGAUAUAGCACUACAUGUACUGAUGAUGGUUCAAAGCAGUAUUCAGUGAAUACUUUUGCUGUCCUGACAGCGAGCUCUUCAAGAAAAUUUCAAGUAGAACUGUGACGUGCACAUUUGUUUAACAAUACAAAGACAUAAACGGACAAGUUAUUGAACCCAUGUUGAACUGUGUCGGUCGCGAAGUAAAGUUGAGCGAUCGGGUCGAUUGAAGAAGUAAAAAAUACCGAGUUCUGGUACCUCGUUCGCUUUAUUUUUCCAGUUACAUAUUUACAGCCCUAGUAGCGACGCUCUAAAGUAUGUCGUCAGGGUCAUUUUCUCGUGAAGAAAGAAAUGCUACAAGUGAAAGCGAUCCUGUCGUUAAUCAGGGGAUUAGGGAAGAGUCGACUGUUGACAGAACUAGUGAAUGCAAAGAUGGAAAAGCUCUAGAAAAUGGGACUGAAAGUAGCCUUUCUAUUGCAAAGACCGAGGGCAAAGGUGAGGAGGAUACCCUACCAGUGGAAGAUACUGUUACUGAUGAAGAAAAUAAUAUUGCCAACAGCAAAGUGGAAAUUUCUGCCGAACAAAAAUGUGUUGCUGAUAAUGUUGUGGAAGAUCCUGAAGUGAAAAAUGAUGUUGCUGAUAAUGUUGUGGAAGUUCCUGAUGUGAAAAGUGAUGUUGUUGAUAAUGUUGUGGAAGCUCCUGAUGUGAAAAGUGAUGUUGCGGAUAAUGUUGUGGAAGUUCCUGAUAUGAAAAGUGAUGUUGUUGAGAAUGUUGUGGAAGUUCUUAGUGAGAAAAGUGAUGUUGUUGAUAAUGUUGCGGAAGUUCUUGAUGAGAAAAGUGAUGUUGCUGAUAAUGUUGUGGAAGUUACUGAUGAGAAAAGUGAUGUUGCUGAUAAUGUUGUGGAAGUUCCUGAUAUGAAAAGUGAUGUUGUUGAUAAUGUUGUGCAAGUUCCUGGUGAGAAAAGUGAUGCUGUUGGAAAUGUUGUGGAAGUCCCUAAUAAGAAAAGUGAUGUUGUUGAUAAUGUUGUGGAAGUUCCUGAUGAGAAAAGUGAUGUUGUUGAGAAUGUUGUAGAAGUUCCUGAUGAGAAAAGUGGUGUUGCUGAUAAUGUUGAAGUUUCAGGUGAAAAAAAUUAUAGUGUUGAUGAAACAGGUGAGACAGAAGGGUGUGAAAUUUUGGCUAAAUUUUCAGAAAAAGACGUGAAGAAUAGAGAAAAUGGGACAAUGGAAGUGGAAUGUGAUAACUCUGAUCAACAUUCCUUAGAUUUGAAUGAUGCUAAAACCAACGAUAAUAUCCACCGUAUUCUCAAUGACAUUCCUGAUGUGACAGAUGACGUAAACGAAAGGAAAUUCGGUUUGAAUAGUGAGAAAAAAGAUGUCGAGUUAGUAGAUAGAAAUUCUGUAAAAUAUAAUGAAAGCGUUAAACCCGAGGAAAAUGAACGGGGAGUUUCUGAGAAAGGUUCCGACGUCUUGAACGGAGUACAUGUUGACAUUUCAAAAGAUAAAAAUGUUGACAUCUCGAAGGAGCAACUUAUUGAAGUGCCGAAGGAGGAACGUAGAAAUGAAGAGAAAUAUUUGGAGAGUACUUCUGGAAUCAAACGGAUUAUUUACGACGAAAAUUCUGAAAAAGGGAACGAUGGUUCUGGCGCAAUGGAUGAGGAAAACCAUGUUCAGUUAAAGUCUUCCUCUAAUUUCGAUAAUUCUGAUAGUUGCGUUGCGAGUUCUAGUGAAAUGGAUGAAUACAAUUCAGUAGAGAGAAACGAUGAAUUAGAUGGAAAAUCAAUAAAAGUGAAGGGAAGUGGUUCUGAUGAAGGUAUUGAACUAUCUAAAGAAGAGAUGAACAACGGCACCAAGAAGGACAUCAUUAGCUGUGAAAACAGUCAUGACGUUAAGGCUCAUGUGGAGGUGUUUGGUAACGAUAAUAAUUCUUCAUCCGGUAAUGAAAUGAAAGGAAAGAGUGAAAGAAUCGGUAGUGGUUCUACUGUGUAUAGAGUUCAAACAGAUUACUUGACUCGUCAACUGAUAACUAAACGUGAGAACGAAACGCAUCUUGAAGAGAAGUUAGCCGAAGCGAAUAGAGAUCGUGAAUUGGCGGAACAGAAGGUAAAAGAUCUACAACUUCGUUUGAAAAGGUUUGCGAAGGAUGACGAGGCGAAAGACCAGAAAAUGCGACAAAUGGAACGCGAGUAUAAAGAGCUUGAGAAUCAGAUGCAGAGGAUCGAAGAAUCGCUUGAUUCUAAAGGUAAGAACAACAAUGAAGGCGAAAGUAUAGAAUCGGUAAACGGGCGUCAAAAGAAGAAUUCAACAAAAGUAUGUAUUUUGCUUUAAGUUGUACAUAUUAUGCGUACGAUCGUUCUUCCGAGUUUUUCUUGUUAAAAUUCGCGUUAUAACAAAAAAGGCCAAUGUCUUUGUGUACAUGUCUUACUUAGAAGAUUUUUUAUUAAAGAACACGACUCAA
Xenia sp. Carnegie-2017 is the source of this 2513-nucleotide messenger RNA. RefSeq lists its product as uncharacterized. The record is from RefSeq and is a predicted model, not a curated record. NCBI's taxonomy places the organism in Eukaryota, Metazoa, Cnidaria, Anthozoa, Malacalcyonacea, Xeniidae. Bases 377 to 2383 code for a protein of 668 amino acids. The transcript is spliced from 4 exons.